AGUGGCUGCCUGCUGGAUCUCUGCCUUCCCCUCUUUCCUCUCUUUCCUCUGGAUAUGGAGAUCAAAGGCCCAGAGACUCCCAGCAUCCAACAGCAGAUGGAGAGCUUCCACAGACUACCUGCGAGCACAACUAAGUCUCAUCACCCGAGAGCACUGCAGCUUUUGGAGUAGUUUUGCCUCCAGAGUUUUCUCCCCACCUGUGCAGAGGGAAACACAGAAGUGAUACCUCUCCUGGUUAAUGUUAAUUUUUCUUCUUAUCGCAGCCUCGUCCUGUGCGCAGAGCUCCAGGCUCUGAACUCUAUCUCCUCCCCUUUUCUCUUUCACUCGUUCAGCUGUCACUCUGUCCAUCACUCUCAGGAUAUCCCCUUCCCUCUUUCUAGGGUUUCAUAAUGCAUCAGGAUCUCAUUCAGAGGCAGGGGUGGAUUUCAUCCCGCUGCUUUCUCCUUGUUUGAGGAUAUGGACGGGUAUUGAGAGCUGCUUCAGCAUGAAUCAACAGACUGGGGUCAUGGAAAUAAUAAAAGGUCACAGGCCAGUGCCUCACAGAGCCUCCAACUUAACUUUGAAUAACUAAUAUGUUUUUUAAUUAUUAACCACUGUUUUCUAGCUGAGGCAGUUUUUCAGGAGCAGUUUUUUUGUAUGUGUAUGUUUUGGAUCUGACGGAUAUACAAUCAUGGGGAAUGCAGCAGGAAGCAUGGAGGUACCCCAGGGGAAGGAGGGCAAGACGGUGUUGGCCCCUCCAGGCUCCUCGGGCUCCCAAAAAAGAACAGCAGGGCUGAAACUCCCGAUGCCACCUGAGGAAGAACUAGAGCAACGCUUCGGCGCAGUGCUGAACACGAUGAAUCUUCCUCCAGACAAGGUGAAGAUCCUCAGUCAGUAUGACAAUGAGAAGAAGUGGGACCUGAUCUGUGACCAGGAGCGGUUUCAAGUGAAGAAUCCACCAUCUGCUUAUCUGGAGAAACUGAAGAGUCAUCUGGAUCAUGGAGGAGUCAGUCGGAAGUUUAAGAGACGUGUCCAAGAAUCCACUCAGAUCCUGAGAGAGUUGGAGAUUUCCCUGAGGACCAAUUACAUCGGCUGGGCUGAGGAGUUCCUGAAUGAGGAAAACCAAGGCUUAGAUGUUCUGGUAGAUUAUCUGUCCUUUGCACACAGUGCUGUCACGCACGAUGUGGACACUUUGGACAACGGCACGCUGCCCACAGACAAAAGCAAAAUUGUGGACAAGUCAGUGGAAGAUCUGAGCAGAAGUGCCAGUAACUCACCGACCCACAGUGCCUCUAAGGCCAGCAAGGCCUUCACAGUCAGAUUCAACUCUCUCCAAAACAGGAAAGCUCUGAGGAACUCUCGUGUUGUGAGCCAGACAGACGACGUUCAUCUCUGCAUCAUGUGUUUACGUGCCAUCAUGAACUAUCAGACUGGCUUCAACCUGGUGAUGAAGCAUCCUUCUUGUGUCAACGAGAUCACACUCAGCCUCAACAACAGGAACCCGAGGACCAAGGCGCUGGUGCUGGAGCUGCUGGCGGCCGUCUGUUUGGUCAGAGGAGGCCAUGACAUCAUCCUCUCUGCCUUCGACAACUUUGAAGAGGUGUGUGGAGAGAAAAGCAGGUUUGAGAAGCUGAUGGAAUAUUUCCGUCACGAGGACAACAACAUCGACUUCAUGGUGGCCUGUAUGCAGUUCAUAAACAUCGUGGUCCACUCAGUGGAAAACAUGAACUUCAGAGUCCACCUGCAGUACGAGUUCACUCAUCACGGGCUGGACGACUACCUGGAGAGGUUAAAGUUCACAGAGAGCGACAGGCUGCUGGUGCAGAUUCAGGCCUAUCUGGACAACGUGUUCGAUGUGGGAGCUCUGCUGGAGGACGCAGAGACCAAGAACGCUCUGCUGGAGCACAUGGAGGAGCUGCAGGAGCACAACACGCAGCUGAGCUCCAGGCUUCAGGAGAGUGAGAGGGAGGCGAUGGAGAAAGUGUCAGAGAUGGAGAAGAAGCUCAUUCAGACGACAAAAGAGGUGGAGCUCUUAAAGGAGAGUCUGCGUGAAUCCUGCUCCCAGGUGACGCUGCUGCAGCAGCGAGAACGAGAGAGAGAGCUCGAACGUGAGCGGGAAAGAGAGCGCGAGACAGACAGAGAUCGAUGCACUCAGGCCCUGAGGGAGCUGGAGGUUAAAGUCCAGGCUCUGGUGGAGCAGGGGCUGGUCAGGAUGGAGCGCUCCUCCUCUGGACAGCUGGAUGUUCAGGUGGUCCCCGUCAUCCAGCACGUGAUCCAGAAAGCUAAAGAAGAAACAGAUUCAGGUAAAGACCAGGAGGCGUCUCCCUCCUCCUCAGACCUUCAGCCUCAACUCUCUGAGGCUCCUCUGCAGUCAGCGACAGUACAAGCUCCUCCACCACCACCGCCUCCUCCUCCACCUCCCCCUCCUCCUCCACCUUCAGGCUCAACUGCAACUCCUCCUCCUCCUCCUCCUCCUCCACCGCCACCAGCAGCUCCACCACCCCUGCUGCCUCCUGGAGGUGGUACGACCCAGCCAUCAGGGGACGUGACUGAUGGGAGCUCAGGCUGUAAAAAGAAGAAGCCGAUUCAAACCAAAUACCGAAUGCCACUGUUGAACUGGCAGGCUCUUAAAUCCAACCAGGUGGCAGGAACCAUCUUCAACGAGCUGGACGACGAGCACGUCUUAGAGGAGCUGAACAUGGCGACUUUUGAGGAGCAGUUUAAGACCAAGGCGCAGUCCGCCCCUGUAGAGCUCGGGACCCUCAAGAUGAAACUGGCCCAUAAGACCCCCAGUAAAGUGUCUCUAAUGGAGCCCAACAGGGCCAAAAACCUGGCUAUCACCCUGCGCAAGGAGGGAAUGGCUGCAUCUGAUAUCUGCUGCGCAAUUGAGACGUACAACCAGAGAGCUCUGAGCCUGGACUUCCUGGAGCUCCUGGAGCGUUUCAUCCCCACAGAGUACGAAAUGAAGCUCAUCCACAACUACGAGUACGAGGGCAGGCCCCUGGACGAGCUCAGCGAGGAGGACCGCUUCAUGGUGCUCUUCAGCAAGAUCCCGCGGCUCUCACAGCGCAUCAGCACGCUCACAUUCAUGGGCAAUUUCCCCGAGAGCGUCCAGCUAAUACAGCCGCAAAUGAACGCCAUCAUCGCUGCGUCGAUGUCGAUCAAAUCCUCCAGCAAACUGAAGAAAAUCCUCGAGAUCAUUUUAGCAUUUGGAAACUACAUGAACAGCAGCAAGCGAGGAGCAGCGUACGGCUUCCGCCUGCAGAGUCUAGAUCUGCUGUUAGACACCAAAUCGACAGACAGAAAACAGACGCUGCUGCAUUUCAUCGUCAACAUCAUCCAGGAGAAAUAUCCAGACGUCCAGUCCUUCUACACAGAGCUGCACUUCCUGGACAAGGCAGCGCUGGUUUCUAUUGACAGCAUCCUGCAGGAUGUGCGGGCUCUGGAGAGAGGCAUGGAGGUGACCAGGAGAGAGUUCACUGUAGAGAAAGACAAUCCUGUGCUGCAGACGUUUCUCAGCCGCAGCACCGAGCUGCUCGACUCGCUCAUAGCUGAUGGAAAAACUGCUCAGGAUGCUUACGACUCUGCUGUGGAGUACUUCGGCGAGAACUCUAAAACCACUCCGCCCUCCAUGUUCUUCCCCGUCUUUGUCAGGUUCAUCAAAGCAUACAAGCAAGCUGAGUGGGAGAACGAGCAGAGGAAGAAACAACACGUCCUGAACUGUGAAGCUCCGUCAACUCCACCUAAACCUGAAGUCACAGGGAAUAAGGUUUCUGUGACGUCCAGACUGCCACAGAUGGAUCUGAUAGCGGAGCUGAAGAAGAGGCAGGUGUCUCCUCUGGUGAGGGAGGGCAAGGACGGAGCCAUCGAGGACAUCAUCACAGAUUUAAGGAAUCAGCCGUACAGACGGACAGACGCCGGCAGACACAGCGCCAAGUGGAAACCAGGACAACAGCUGCACGUUUCCUCAGACAUCUCCCUCUGAAACAUACUGCAGACCACACUGACCGCUUCAACUAUAAAAGUACAAAAAGAUCAGGCACUGAACUCACCAUGGCAACCAUCUUGUUGUCUCGUGCAUGUUUGAGAAUGCAGAGGUGAAAACGCAUGUUUCAGAUAAAGGCUUCAAUCUCAAACUGUUCUCAAACAAAUAUUUUUGUGUUGGUGUCUGAAUAAAGUAAAGGCUUGGACGACUGUAGAGACGUUGUGUGAUUUGAAUGAUUGAACGUUAACGAGGGUGAAUCUUAGCUGUACUCGAUGUCAAUGACACUGGAUGUCAUCAGAGCUCAUUAAGACAAUGACAUGGAAGAAUUUAGCUGAUUUGUAAAGAGAGAGCUUCAUUAAUGCUGCUCAGCUCAGAGUGAACCUUCAAAGCAUUAGACACAAAGUUGGACACACAGAACACUCACACAUUAUUUACACAGUUCUCUUAAAAAUGCUCAAGUCAUGAUUUUUUUUUAAAAAUUAGUUUUAUUUUAAAUAGAAUAUUAAUUAUGGCUAUCCAUCUUUCUGUCUUGUAGAAGGUCUCAAGAUUUAGGCUGAAAAUUUGUUAUAUAUUUAAAUUAUUUUUAAUACUGAAGUGUAAGUAUGAGUAACGUCAACUUUGCUUCUGCAUUUCAAUAAAUAAACAAUUUUAUACCGUU
Epinephelus lanceolatus (giant grouper) is the source of this 4622-nucleotide messenger RNA. RefSeq names its product formin-like 1b (gene fmnl1b). NCBI's taxonomy places the organism in Eukaryota, Metazoa, Chordata, Actinopteri, Perciformes, Serranidae. Gene Ontology annotation, cellular component: cytosol. Gene Ontology annotation, biological process: cell migration; regulation of cell shape; cortical actin cytoskeleton organization. The record is from RefSeq and is a predicted model, not a curated record. Gene Ontology annotation, molecular function: small GTPase binding; actin filament binding.